AUGGCGGGGGCCGUCUGCCGGGCCGGGCGGGGACCCUUCUUGCCGCGCCGCGCCGCGCCAGGCCGCCAGGGGCUGCUUGCAGAGCCGGGCGGGCGAACUCCUUAUUGCUGUAAGGAGAAGGGGCGACGGCUUGUUCUGGCUACUUCAGAGCUGAGAGGGGGCAUUGAAUGUGAGGGGCUCGACGACAUGGGGGACGACGUGGGGGACGAAGGCUUUUCACUCGUUGAUAGCAAGAACUGGUUGAAGAUCGUAAGACGCAUGGAUUGUCUGUUGUUUGGCACAACAAUAAAGAAUAAGAGCCGCAUGUUUCGCAUACAGUUUGGUGGGGAGUCCAAGGAACAAGCGCUGGAACACUGCUGCAACUGUGUGCAAAACCUGUCCCAGUAUGUAACUGUUCAGAUGCCCGAGGGAAUCAUUCAGGAGCUCCAUCCAAGACCUGGCCCAUGGGCAGGUGGAAGCCAAGGGAAGGACUGUGCAAAGAGGUCCCCAGUGCAGCAUGGGUCCCACCAGAACAUGGAACAGCAGAGGUGUGUGGCAGCCAGCACAGGCACUGCAGAGGAAAGGACCUCAGUGAUGCAAUUAGCUCAGUCUAUCCUGGCAUCGGAGGAGCUGCCCUUUGUCUAUGAACAGUCUGCCUGGGGUGUGGAAGAGUUGGGCCCCUUUCUACGCUUGUGCCUCAUGGAUCAAAACUUCCCAGCAUUUGUGGAUGAGGUAGAAAAGGAACUUAAAAAGCUGACGGGGUUAAGAAAUUAA
Messenger RNA from Marmota flaviventris (yellow-bellied marmot), 753 nucleotides. The record is from RefSeq and is a predicted model, not a curated record. Lineage: Eukaryota; Metazoa; Chordata; Mammalia; Rodentia; Sciuridae.